Messenger RNA from Phodopus roborovskii (desert hamster), 672 nucleotides. Its product is annotated as 60S ribosomal protein L29-like. Lineage: Eukaryota; Metazoa; Chordata; Mammalia; Rodentia; Cricetidae. Gene Ontology annotation, biological process: cytoplasmic translation. Gene Ontology annotation, molecular function: structural constituent of ribosome. Bases 1 to 672 code for a protein of 223 amino acids. The record is from RefSeq and is a predicted model, not a curated record. The transcript has 3 exons. Gene Ontology annotation, cellular component: ribosome; cytosolic large ribosomal subunit.
AUGGCCUUGCUGCAGCCUAAAUCUGGGUUGAAGCCUGUGGCUCCUGUUACCACUGAAGACAGAAGGGUAGGUGGCAGGCUGCCUCUGGGAACAUACAGAUCUGACUGGUCUGUGUUGCCACCUGGGGUCAUGGUGUCAUCCAGACCUGAACAGCAGCCAAGGAUGAUCUCUGAAUAUAAAUCCGGCUCUUUCUUUUCCGGAUACUGUUCAGACAUAGCCAAGUCCAAGAACCACACCACACACAACCAGUCCCGAAAAUGGCACAGAAAUGGCAUCAAGAAACCUCGAUCACAAAGAUACGAAUCUCUUAAGGGGGUUGACCCCAAGUUCCUGAGGAACAUGCGCUUUGCCAAGAAACACAACAAGAAAGACCUGAAGAACAUGAAGGCAAACAAUGCGAAGGCACUGAGUGCACACGCAGAGGCCAUCAAGGCUCUUGUUAAGCCCAAGGUAGUAAAACCCAAGAUGCCAAAGGGUCUUGGCUGCAAACUCAGCCGUCUGGCUUUCAUCGCUCACCGCAAGCUUGGGAAGAAUAUUAGAAACUACAUGGCCAAGGGUCAUAGGCUCUGCCAACCAAAACCCAAGGUUCAAACCAAGGCAGAGGCCUCGGCUCCAUCUAAGGCCCAGGUUGCAGAUCCAGCUCAGGCUCCCAAAGGCGUCAAGGCCCCAUAG